AUGGGUGGACUAGCAGUCCAACAAAACUGUAGAGAAAGAUUUUAUGUCAAUUGUCACGUUAUCAUUUCAGUUCUUAACCUUUGUACGUGUACGCCUAUUAUUCGACAACACCACUGGCAGAUACGACAAACAGAUUUGUCAUGUGACGUACCAACCAAUAAUGUAGGGUUGGCUAUCACUGUGAAAACUUUGAUAGAAUGCUUGGCCUACGCACAGCAAAGGUAUGGAGACGAUGGUGUGGUGACAUUCAACGUCACUACCGGUUUAUGUAUAACUCCUGAUAAUUCCACAACGCCCAAUGCAGUUGGUCGCCUUUAUGAAAAAGCCAGUUCACCAGUGGAUGUUGACGACCCCAUACCAGAAUUUUGCCAUACUUCCUGGAACAUGACUUAUAAAACACAAGCUGUUGGAGUAGUCGAGUAUGGAGACAAGACGUUAUUAAUUGACAUCUUAGACAAAGGUGCAGAUAUAAAAGUUCAGCUGGGGGAAAAUUUCUUUCUUGAAUCAUCUUACAUCUUACAAAGAGUUACAGAAAGGUGUGCCGUAGUACCAUUUGUAAUAGCCAAAUCAGCAUGGGAUACUUUAUUUCCGGAUUCUUUCUUGAAAAUAACAUUAGUAUGUACGAAUGGGGAUAUUUUUAUUGCCAGACAGUAUAUUGGGGUUGGAACAGUCAUCAAUUCUGGUUUCGAGAAUAUGGACAUCACUUGGUAUACAAGAAAACUCCCUGAGGAUCCUAUUCAGGAAAAUCCCAUUUACUCCCAUCAAGCAAACGGUUUGAUAUCAAAAGGGUCAAAGGAGACAUUGGUAUCAGCUGUAAAGAGAGGAAAAAGGAUAAAACUUUUUGUAGAUUCCCAGCUGCCAUGUAUAACUUCUCUACAACGUCUAGAAAUAAAUGCACAGAUGGGUGACUGCAAUAUCAUUGCUCAGAAUAUAUUUCGUAUAGGUGUAAAAAUGUAUUCCAACGCCCUAUCAAUCCCUUUAUACUGGUGGAAUGCCUUGUUUUCUACUCUAGGUGAAGUCAAAAUAUCUCGUUGGUACAUCGGCAGUCACGUGCAUAAAAGCGACACAGGAACAGCAUAUGAUAUGGCUUGGUAUGUUGAUGAAUGUUGGGGCUUUGCUUUCAUGUAUUCUAAUGAUGGGUCAGUAUUGUCAGGAAGUAUAGAAAUCCUGAAAGCAAAUAUACUAGCCGGGCGCCGAGUUCGUGUUCUCUUCGAUUCAUAUUCAAUAGAAGCUGAUAACAUUUUGUUAUCAAACAACACCCAGGUAGUAACUGGACAGUUUUUGAACCAACUUGACACUUCAUCACCUAUGGUGUUCUCUGCUGGGCAGUGGAAAUGGGUAAGACUAUCAACAGACGGGUCAGUCAUGACGGACAUAUAUGAAUUGGGGUCAUCGGCUAAAAUAAGUAACAGUGCCAUGCUGUCAUCGGCUUCCUGGUUUGUAGAGAGACGCAAAUGGAGAGAGGUUUUGGUUACUUCCCCAAAUGGAACAGCUUUGGUUGGUUCCAAGUCGGCGCUGGUACAGGCAGUUCGCCAAGGGUCAACGCUACGGUGUGUUGUAGUGUUUUCAAAUGACGACACACUUGUAUUUACUGCAGAUAAUAUUGAAAUUCACACUGAUGGAAAUGUCGCUGCUCAGUUGUUUAAGUACAUAGAGUUUGGUGAUGUAAACGACGGGAUGUUCAUACCAUACUGGAGGAUUAUGCUUGUUUGCACAACGGGUAAAGUGCAAGAGUCAAGAUGGACGGUCGGGGAACAUGAAAAAAGAGGCGAAGUACUACACAAUAGUGUUACGUCUUGGUUUGUUGAUACUUGA
Ylistrum balloti is the source of this 1815-nucleotide messenger RNA. RefSeq lists its product as uncharacterized. The record is from RefSeq and is a predicted model, not a curated record. The transcript is spliced from 3 exons. Bases 1 to 1815 code for a protein of 604 amino acids. NCBI's taxonomy places the organism in Eukaryota, Metazoa, Mollusca, Bivalvia, Pectinida, Pectinidae.